Molecule: messenger RNA, 1987 nt
Organism: Daldinia caldariorum
Lineage: Eukaryota; Fungi; Ascomycota; Sordariomycetes; Xylariales; Hypoxylaceae
Exons: 3
Coding region: 133-1599 (488 amino acids)
Biological process (GO): tricarboxylic acid cycle; succinyl-CoA metabolic process
Cellular component (GO): succinate-CoA ligase complex
Molecular function (GO): succinate-CoA ligase (ADP-forming) activity
Source: RefSeq, a predicted model, not a curated record
GUCAUAUUGUGUAGCCUCCAACCCACUGGAUUGAGAGAUAUUCACCUGCGACUAGAAACGAUCUUGGCAAUAGAACAAGAGUGUAAUUGAGCACAUACCUCUCUUCCGUAUAAUUUCGUUUCUCUUGCAAACAUGUCCGCGAAGGCAAUCUACGAGGCCGACGGCAAGGCCAUUCUCAACUACCACCUCACCCGUGCUCCUGUCAUCAAGCCGAGUCCUCUCCCUAAGCCUACGACGCAUAACCCGCCGCCGAAGCUAGCUUCACUCUACUUCCCCGAGGACGCUGACGUCAACGCAGUGUUGAACCAGGCUGAGAUCACGUACCCGUGGUUGCUUCACAGCGGCGCCAAGUUCGUCGCAAAGCCCGACCAGCUGAUCAAGAGGCGAGGCAAGAGUGGCCUUCUGGCCCUUAACAAGACCUGGCCUGAGGCCAAGGAGUGGAUUGCUCAACGCGCCGGUAAGGUACAGAAGGUUGAACAUACCGAGGGUGUUCUGCGCCAGUUCCUCGUUGAGCCCUUCGUACCUCACCCGGAUGGCACUGAGUACUACAUCAACAUAAACUCAGUUCGAGAUGGAGACUGGAUUCUCUUCACCCACGAAGGUGGUGUCGAUGUUGGUGACGUUGAUGCUAAAGCCGAGAAGCUACUCAUUCCUGUCGACCUUUCACAAUACCCUUCUAACGAGGAGAUCGCCAACACCCUAUUGAAGAAGGUACCCCAGGGUGUCCACAAUGUCUUGGUUGACUUCAUUACCCGCCUAUACGCGGUAUAUGUUGACUGCCAGUUCACCUACCUCGAGAUCAACCCGCUAGUUGUCAUCCCUAACUCCGAUGGCACGUCAGCUGAAGUUCAUUUCCUCGAUCUAGCUGCCAAGCUAGAUCAAACCGCCGACUUUGAGUGUGGUGUGAAAUGGGCUAUCGCGCGGUCGCCUACAAACUUGGGCAUUACCGCUGUCUCUAGCGCCGGUGACAAGGUCAGUGUUGAUGCUGGCCCCCCGAUAGAGUUCCCCGCGCCUUUCGGCCGUGAACUCUCCAAGGAGGAAGCCUACAUUGCCGAACUUGACGCCAAAACUGGUGCCUCCUUAAAGCUCACUGUCUUAAACCCCAACGGCCGCAUCUGGACUUUGGUCGCCGGUGGUGGUGCUUCCGUCGUCUACGCUGAUGCUAUCGCGUCUGCUGGCUUUGCUGACGACCUAGCCAACUACGGAGAAUACUCUGGCGCCCCCACUGAAUCUCAGACCUACUACUACGCUCGCACUGUGUUAGAUUUGAUGCUUCGUGCUCCCAUGGACCCUAAGGGCAAGGUUCUAUUCAUCGGUGGUGGUAUUGCCAACUUCACAAAUGUGGCGUCUACUUUCAAGGGUGUUAUCCGGGCCCUGCGAGAAUAUUCCAAGCAAUUGAACGAGCACAAUGUACAGAUUUGGGUUCGUCGUGCCGGGCCUAACUACCAGGAAGGCCUCAAGAAUAUGAAGGCUGCGACACAAGAACUUGGUCUGAAGGCCAAGAUCUUCGGCCCUGAGAUCCACGUGUCCGGUAUCGUACCCCUUGCUCUCAUCCCCGGACGAUGGGAAGAGAGCAAGCUUCAAGAGUUCCAGGGCUAAGCGCCUAUGAAUAUAAUAAACACGAUUUUCCGAUUUUAAGGCGUAAAGCACGUACAGGUAUAAGUUGGUGAGAUGGAUUUACAUGUGACUACCCAGUCACAAAGUUGUACGCUCAGGGGUAGAGAAUUGAAUCAGAUUAACAGAGACCUGAUCAUGAAGCAUGAAGCUCCGGAAGAUACUGGUUUUACUAGUUUAUAGAAGCCCGUUCACGAGCCAAAUGCAAUAGACUGGAGUAAUUCGCCAUGCCUUAACCCUUUGUGUCUCCCUUCUGUCCCUCCCUCCCUCGUGUCCCUACCUCUUGAACUCAAAAUGCAUUUCAUAGCAUUCUCCUAUAAACUACUUUUUUAAUUAGGACAGCUUCUAUCCUGGUUUGCACCCAUCAGGCCAG